CUUCCCGCCCUGGGCAGCAUGAGUUAUUUCCUCUCUUACUGUAAAGCUCAUGGCGGCGCACUGCUCACCGGCUACCAGGCCCUGCGCGCCGAGGGCUUCCUGUGUGACGUGACGCUGGAGGCGGAGGGCAGCGAGUUCCCGGCCCACAGGUCGCUCCUGGCGUGUGCCAGCGACUACUUCAGGGCCCUGUUCAAGAGCCACACCCGGGAGUCCAGGGCAAGCGUGAUUCACCUGCACGUGCCGUCGGCGGCCGGCCUGCAGCGCCUGCUGGACUUCAUCUACACCGCCUGGCUGCCGCUCUCCAUGGACACGGUGGAAGACACGCUGGAGGCCGCCAGCUACCUGCAGGUGACCGAGGCACUGGGGCUGUGCGGCCGCUACCUGGAGCGCCAGCUGGCUCCCGACAACUGCUGCUUCGCCGCCAACGUGGCGGCGCGCUUCGGCCUGCUGCACACGUUGGGCGCCGCGGAGCGCUGUAUCGCGCGCCACCUGAGGGAGCUGCUGCUGCGGGGCGCCGGCCCCGCGGGGCUGCUGGAGCUGAACCCCACGUCGCUGAAGGCUCUGCUGGGUGCCCCCGACCUGGCGCGGGUGCCCGAGUCCUGGCUGCUGGGCCUGGCACUGGCCUGGCUGCGGCAGGAGCCUGAGGCCGAACGCCUGGCCCACUGCGCCUCGCUGCUCGAGCGCGUUCGCUUCGGCCUCGUCCCUGCCGACGUGCUGCGGCGCGUGUACUCGGGCUCUGGCCUCGACCUGCCCGCGCGGGUCAAGGGCCUCAUCAUCCAGGCCCUCAACUACCACCGGGCGCCCUCCCGCCAGCCGCUGUUGCAGGGCGAGCAGACCAGCGUCCGCAGUCCCCAGACCCGCAUCUUGCUGGUAGGGGGGCGCAGGGCUCGGGAGGCGGUGGCCGAGGAGGUCGUGGUCCCCCAGAGGGUAGCGAGGGGCAGGGGCGCCGCGCCGGAGCCCCAGGAGGAGGAGGAGGAGGAGGAGGAGGAGGAGCAGGUGGAAGAGGAGGAGGACUGGGAGCUCACCCAGGACGUGCUGGCCUUCGACGUGUACAACCACCGCUGGCGCAGUCUCACGCGGCUGCCUGCACCGCUCCUGGGGCACAGCGUGUGCACCGCAGGCAACUUCCUGUUCGUCCUGGGCGGGGAGAGCCCUCCGGAGGCCGCCUCCUCGCCGCCGGCAGAUGGCCCGCGGCCGGUCACGGCGGAGGUGCACCGCUACGACCCGCGCUUCCACGCUUGGACCGCGCUGCCCGCUAUGCGGGAAGCGCGGGCCCAUUUCUGGUGCGGCGCGGUGGGCGAGGGGCUGCUGGCCGUCGGGGGUCUGGGCGCGGACGGCCAGGCGCUGGCGUCCGUGGAGAUGUAUGACCUGCGCCGGGACCGCUGGACGGCGGCCGCGGCGCUGCCGCGGGCGCUGCACGGCCACGCGGGGGCCGUCGGGGACCGUGGCGUCGUGUACAUCUCUGGGGGCAAGGCGGGAAGCGGCGAGGGCGGCGCGAGCAGCCUCCGGGACGUGUACGCCCUGGGCCCCGGGGAGCGAGCGUGGAGCAAGAGGGCGCCCAUGAGCACCGCCCGCUUCGGGCACCACAUGGCCGUGCUGCGCGGCGCGGUGUUCGCCUUUCUGGGGCGCUAUGAGCCCUUCUCGGAGAUCGAACGCUAUGACCCCGGCACGGACCAGUGGACCCGGCUGCGACCGCUGCCCUACGAUCGCUUCUGCUACGGGCUGGCCGUGGUGGAGGAGACGGCGCUGCUGCUCGGCGGCCUCAAGUGGCGGGAGUCGAGGCAGGUGCCUACCCGCAACGUGGUGGGCUAUGACCUCGACCUGGACCGCUGGGAGGACAUUGGCUGCGCGCUCCCUUGGGCCUGGAGCGGCCUCCAGUGCGCGGUGCUGCAGCUGGCUGAGGGCGGGGACGAGGAGAGGGAGGGCGGGCGCGCAGGGGCGCCGGAUUUAGUGCUGGGCUUAAUGGGGUAGUGCGGUCUUCGGCGACGGAGGAGAGAAAGUCGCGCCUGGGCAGGCUUACGCAGUGACGCGUGGGCUUGCCCUAAGAACGGGACUGGGGGGGCAGAGCGGCUUCUGAAGUUUAAGGAUGCGCACGAGGCCUUGGUGCAAGAACAUUCCCCCUGAGCUGAGGACUUCUGGGACGGCUCAUGCUGGUCUAGAGGUGGACUUUUAAAAAUACUAUAUGACCCUGUUCUCCCCUCUGAUAGUUAAAGUGUUUCCCUAGGUGCUAACCAGUGAUUUCUUUUGUGCCAAACAAACAAGGCCAAAAAUGUGCUGCAAGAAGUUAUAUGCAAAACCCUGAAAAUUGUUAGCCAUAAGGGUUGUAAUAGUAGGAAAAGAUGGCAUUAUCUGAAUAAAUAGAGAAGGAAAGUGCCUUCAGUAAAUAGUGUGGAAUCAUUAUAAGGAGAACUAUGAUUUCAGGAUUCAGAACUAUGUAUGGUUCUGCCCUGAUGGCUUAAUAUAAAUGUGGAACUGAGAGGGGAAAAAAUCUCUAAGUUUUGUUUUGUUUUUGAGAAAGUGGCCUGCGUUAAGUUUUUCUGUCCCUCAUCCUUACCCCUAGCCUGCUUUUGCCCUGACUUUAGGCAGAUCAUUGGUUUUCAGUUUUAUUUCAGCAGUCCUUAGCCAUAAUAAUCAGGUUCUUCGGGUUAUGUGGAACAUCUAGCAAAACCCAAUCCUAUUUCUUUCAUCUUCUUUAAGAGUUCAUUAUGCAGACAUGCCAGUAGGUUAUAGUUGUAACACACACACACACACACACACACACACACACACACACACACUUUUGGCGGUCCCUUCCCCUCCCCAACCUCCCAAGAAUCAGCAGAAAGGAAAGAAGAGUAGGUGAAAUUUUCAAGUUUGUGUCAGCUAAACGGGAAAGGAGUUUGAUUUUGCAGGGUCUCAGAAAAGAUACUGGCACACACUGAACAGCUGCUGCUUCUGGCUUGUACUGCGGAUGGAGUGGCAAAGUUAGAGCUCCCCACUAGAGAAGGGAGUAGGGGGCGGUGGCUCUGUGAUUAGGUCUCAAAGAAAUGUGGUGAGGACUCUGUAUGAAUAAAGUAGGUGCUUUAUAAGGAUUCAUUAAGAGCUAAAUUUAUUUCACUUCAGUUUACAGUACUGCCUCUCUCCUAGAUUUGAAACUAAUGCAAUAAAAUGUACAGAUAAAUAUAGUGUUAAAAGGUCUCUUUCAUGCUAAGCUAAUCACGAGUCUUUUAAAAUUCAUUAGUUUAAUUUUUACCAUUUAAAACAACAGAGCUGACUUUACAAAAGUAAAAGCUGCUUUAGUAGUAACACAGCUAGUCUUUCCAUCAACUGCUCGUUGUUUACAGGGCAUAACCUUGCCGCUGUAUUCAUGACACAUCCAUCAGAUACAGAUAUUUUUAAAUGAAUGUACACAUUUGGUCUAGUAAACAUCAACAAGUCUAAACACCUGUAACAAGCACACUUCAUUUUAGGACAAGAGGUUUUGUUUUUUUUGUUGUUGUUGUUUUUACAUAUACAAAAUUCCACAAAUUUAAUGUACGUCAAUAUCCAUGCAGUAAAUAAAUGUUUUUACAAAUAGGUUUUUUUAAAUGAUAAAAAUAUUACACUAGACCCAAAAUUCCAUACAAACAUUAAUACAUGAUUUCUCAUCCAUUUUGACUAAAUAUAGGAUUACUGAAAAUGUGCUGUAGAAAGGCCACUCUCCUGUACAGUGUGCAAAGUCUGCAAAACGAUAGUGAUUCAAUGUUGGUUUCAAAAGCAAAGAAAAAGAUCCCUGCUGUGGAGCUUUUACUUUCUCCUCUACAGCAAAAAUAUUCACUGGCAUAUAUCUGAACUCUUAGAGAUGAAAGUACAUUCACUGAGCUGUACAGGCAACAGUAUAAAGCUGAUUAGAAGUAGAUUUUAGAAUAUAGAAUAGUAAAGGAGGGUCCCUUCCUCCUCCUAAAAAAAAACAGCAAAUUGUGACUUGUACGUUAUGCAGCCAGACACUAAAAAGCAGCACAGUCAUUAUCAUGCUGUGAUCACUUUCAAAAACGAGAUACUUAUAAAUGGAAAAUAUAUGAAGAGGACUUUUUCACAGACUUCAUCCACUCUAUAGAACAAUUCAUGAAGCUAGGAAAAACCUCUAUAAAUUCUUUCUCUCAUAUAAUUCAGUGUAAUAUAUUUCUGAAUGACCAUUAUCCUCUUGCUCCUCAGGAGAGAGGCACAUUUUUAUUUUUCAACAUUGUUUUCUGUAUUAGAACACACAUUGGCCUGUAUCUAAAUGUAUUUUAUUUUCCUGCCUUAAAUAUAAUUACAUAAGUGCAAUUAAUGGACUGGGGGAAAAUUGGAAACUAACUGGAAAGUUGAUUCAUUUCUGUUUAUCCCUUGUUUUUUAGUAGCUGGAGUUUAAAAACAUGAGUUGGGCUGAAAUUCUAUAUAUAUAUAUAUAUCUGUUAGCUGCCUUUCUGGGUGAAUUAGCUGUGUUUUACAAAAUCCACUCUCAAAUUCCUCUGUACACAAUCAGCAUUUCAUCACUACAAAAAUAAAGGAAGAUUUAAACCAA
Canis lupus familiaris (dog) is the source of this 4522-nucleotide messenger RNA. RefSeq names its product kelch like family member 34 (gene KLHL34). The transcript has a single exon. The record is from RefSeq and is a predicted model, not a curated record. The coding region runs from base 19 to 1971 and encodes 650 amino acids. NCBI's taxonomy places the organism in Eukaryota, Metazoa, Chordata, Mammalia, Carnivora, Canidae. Gene Ontology annotation, molecular function: protein binding.